AUGGCGGCCGUGGCGUUCUUCCUUCUGCCUGAUAGCCCGCAUAAAGCUCGUUUUCUCACGGAAGAUGAGAAGCGUGUUGCUCUCGCGCGUGGAGUGCGGCAAUCUGGCAAGACCGAGCGCAUCGGCGGUAUCAGUCUCAAGGAUACACUCGACACGCUACUCGACUUCAAGCCUUGGUUCACGGCACUCAUGUACUUCUCCACCAACGUCGCUUUCUCAUCCCUUCCUGUCUUCCUUCCGACAAUCCUAGAGGAGAUGGGUUUCUCGGGAGUCAACGCACAAGGUCUCUCCGCACCACCAUACUUUCUUUCCUGGAUCCUAACGAUCGCUACGACAUACAUCGCCGAUCGGUCACAGCAGCGUGGCCUGACCAUCAUCGUCAUGUCUCUGGUCGGAGCUAUAGGCUACGUUAUGCUCGCCGCAAGCAAGAGCGUAGGUGUACGGUAUGCCGGAGCCUUUCUUGCCGCCGGUGGUGUCUUUCCGUUGAUAGCUAACAUCCUGCCGUGGGUAUUCAACAACCAGGGUAACGACACAAGACGUGGCUUUGGCUUCGUCAUUACCAACACUAUAGGGCAAUGUGGCCCUUUGCUUGGUACGAGGGUGUACCCGGCGACGACUGGACCGUACUAUACUGAAGGCCAUUCGGUGUGUGCUGCUUUCUUAUUCUUCACGACGCUCUUGGCUUUUGGGCUGAGGACGCUUCUGGUGCGGGAGAACAGGAAGCUAGAUCGUGAGCAUGGGACGUUGGAGGAGCAGCGGGCAAGGGCUGCUGUGGCGGUCGACAGUGAUGAGAAGGCGAGCGUACAGCAGGGUGUGGAGAAUUAUGGGCCAACGUAUCGAUACGUGUUGUAG
This is a messenger RNA of Recurvomyces mirabilis, 852 nucleotides long. RefSeq lists its product as uncharacterized. Gene Ontology annotation, cellular component: membrane. The transcript has a single exon. The record is from RefSeq and is a predicted model, not a curated record. Gene Ontology annotation, biological process: transmembrane transport. NCBI's taxonomy places the organism in Eukaryota, Fungi, Ascomycota, Dothideomycetes, Mycosphaerellales, Teratosphaeriaceae. Gene Ontology annotation, molecular function: transmembrane transporter activity. Bases 1 to 852 code for a protein of 283 amino acids.